AUGAUAACGAUAACCUCACUUAACAUUUUGCUGACUGUCGUGUUUCAAGCUUGUUUCAUCCAAAUUACUCCCGCCACACUUGCCGCAAUUGAUAUUCAGACGGGAAGCGAACAAUUAAUGCGGUUAUCGGGUGAAGAUGAUGAGAAAUAUCACGAUAGUGAAGAAUACGGCGGCGACGAUGAUCACAGCGCAGAAGCAAUGUAUCGUGAAGAUCUUUUUGAAGGCGAUAUUGUGCUAAUCGGUAAUAGCAACACUUCAUUUCAUCGUAAAUCGAUGAAUGGGCAAAAUGUUGGUUAUGAAAAUCAGAACAACUCUGCUACUUCUCAAAUUGAAAUGAGUGCAGUAAUGUUACGCAAUGCGGUAAGACAAAAAACAUUAUUAUGGCCAAAAGGACGAGUACCAUACGUCAUCUCUUCGGCAUAUGCCAAUAUCAGCAAACUUAUAAUUUUGGAAGCAUUUAAAGAAUAUGAACUUUUGACAUGUAUACGAUUUGUUCCCAAACAAUUAUUCGAUUUUGAUUAUAUUUUUAUUGUACCUCUCGACGGUUGCUAUUCAAUGGUUGGCAAUAAUGGUGGCAGACAGAUAUUAAGCUUAGGCGAUGGAUGCUUAAAUAAAGGAAUUGUAAUUCAUGAAUUAAUGCAUGUUAUUGGAUUUUAUCAUGAACAAAAUCGCGCUGAUCGAGAUUUCUACGUGAAGAUAAUAUGGGAGAAUGUGAAGCCAUCCCUUGCUGUUGAUUUUUUUGUUUAUGAACAAUUUGAUAAAUAUUCACCAACGAUAAUUGAUGAUUUGGGCUCACCUUAUGAUUACGAUUCUGUGACACACUAUUCUGCAAAAGCAUUUAGCAGAAAUGGUAAACCAACUAUAAUCCCCAAAUCUGAUACCGAUAAAGUUAUCAAAAUUGGUCAACGACGUGGUCUUUCUUCCAUUGAUGUUAAGAAAAUUAAAAAAUUAUAUAAUUGCAUUCAGCAAGAAGAGGAAAGUAAAGAAAUGGAAUUAUCAAGCACGAUUAGUGGACAAUUUACGACAACACCAGAGGCUACAACUCUUUCAUCCAUACCAUCUACAACAGCUCGUAAUAUAACUCUUACAUCCAUAUUAUCAACAACUCAUAAUACAACUCUUUCAUCAAUAUCACCAACAGCUCAUAGUACAGCUCUUUCAUCCAUGAUUCAAAAUUUCAAGGUACCUUCGUCAUUUAUAUCAACUUACAUGAAUGAUUCAACAAGUCCAUUUUCUGUGAUAAAAAUUAGUGUUAUAGCAAUAUCUGAUCUAACAAUUGUCGCUUCGACAAGUAUGCCAUUUUAUGACUAG
Cercopithifilaria johnstoni is the source of this 1311-nucleotide messenger RNA. NCBI's taxonomy places the organism in Eukaryota, Metazoa, Nematoda, Chromadorea, Rhabditida, Onchocercidae. The record is from the annotation of a GenBank genome assembly.